Messenger RNA from Gastrolobium bilobum, 1686 nucleotides. RefSeq lists its product as uncharacterized. Lineage: Eukaryota; Viridiplantae; Streptophyta; Magnoliopsida; Fabales; Fabaceae. The record is from RefSeq and is a predicted model, not a curated record. The transcript has 5 exons. The coding region runs from base 1 to 1686 and encodes 561 amino acids.
AUGUUUCUUCAUAUACUGGCACAUGAUGUUAAAAAUCGUAUAAUUAAACGACAGUUUAUGAGGUCUGGUGAAACUAUAAGUAGACAGUUCAAGAAGGUGUUGCAUGCGGUGUUGAGAUGUCAUACUGUUUUGCUAAAACGGCCUGAGCCCGUCCCCGAUAACUCAACUGAUCUUAAGUGGAAAUGGUUCAAGAAUUGUCUUGGAGCUCUAGAUGGGACCCACAUCAAGGUAAACCCCCUGCAAGCUGAUAAGCCUAGAUACCGGAAUAGGAAAGGUGAUAUAGCAACAAACGUUCUAGGGGUUUGUUCGCAGGAUUGUCAAUUUAUUUAUGUGUUGGCUGGAUGGGAGGGAUCAGCUGCAGACUCACGAGUCCUCAGAGAUGCGAUAUCUCGUACGAAUGGUUUAAGGGUGCCAAAAGGUUAUUAUUAUUUGUGUGACGCUGGCUAUAUGAAUGGGGAAGGAUUCCUAACACCUUAUAGAGGGCAACGAUACCAUCUUAGUGAGUGGAGAAAUGGGGCCCAACCAACCACACCGCAUGAAUUUUUCAACAUGAAACACUCAAGUGCGAGGAAUGUCAUCGAAAGAUGUUUUGGGAUGUUGAAGGGUCGUUGGGCCAUUGUACGAUCAAAGUCCUUUUACCCGAUUAAGACGCAAUGUAGGAUUAUUACUGCAUGUUGCUUGCUUCAUAAUCAUAUACGAAGAGAAAUGCCAAUGGACCCAAUAGAGGAAGAAAUGGUAGACAUUCAUGACGCUGAAGAUAACUUCGAAGGGUGUGACAUGAUAACCCAUGUGGAGUCAUCUAAUGCUUGGACACGUGGACGUGAUGAAAUGGCUCAGCAUAUGUUUGACACGUGGAGGAAUAGUAUGGCUGAAGAGAAUACUCAAACCCAGAAACGAGUGAAUCAUACUUGGACAGCUGAAGAGGACAAGAUCCUAGUAGAUUGUCUUCUCGAGGCAGGUCCAGCUUGGAAAGGUGAUAAUGGUUUUCGGGCUGGAUUCCCUAUUCAUAUAGAGAAGAUGAUGCAGCGCAUGCUGCCUGGAUGUAUCCUUAAAGCAAAUCCUCAUAUCACAUCGAGGAUUAAACUCCUGAAAAAACACUAUAACGCAAUCUCUGAAAUGACCGGGACCAAUGGCGGAUCUGGCUUUGGUUGGAAUGAGAGAGAUCAGAUGAUUGAAGUGGACAAAGAAAUAUUUGCAGAUUGGGUUAAGUCACAUCCAAAUGCGAAAGGGUUGUACAAGAAGCCAUUCCCCUACUUCCAUCAAUUGGGUCCAAUUUUUGGAAAAGAUAUGGCCACAGGAAAUCAUGCUGAGGGUGCCCAAGAUGCUGCUUCACACAUGGAUACAGAAGCUGCAUUAUUUGCUGAGAGUGGGACUGGAUAUGAUGAUAUCUAUAAUCUUCUUGGUGACGAUACACCAACACCUAAUUGGGAGCCUCCAUUGCCUGAGACUAUCACAGAAGAAGGGGCUGUACAUUCUCCAGUGUCUGUUUCGGUUACAAAAAGGGGUAAGAAAAGAGGUAGAUGUGAGGAUCCCCUGCCUAGUGAGGUGACUGUUGCAAUUAAUGACCUUAGCCAGAAUUAUGUUGCCACUAAUGAUAAAUUAGACAAGUUGGUAUCUUGCUUUCAGCAUCAGGCAGAGGGAAGCAACCGAAGGAUGUCUAUUCUGCAAGAGUUAAAAAAAAAUUGA